UACACAUAAUUUGGAUGGCCUGGAUCUUGGGUUUAGUUUUUGGCUGUAACUAGUGUUAUUAGCGAAAUAAGUUGGACUGAUCGAUGGCUUUGACCAUUUAAUUAAUUUAUCCCGUUUUGUUGGGAAACAGUUUUCUGCCUCUUAAUGUAAUAUCUACCCUCAAAAAUCGAGAUGACAAAAGAUUACGAUUACCUAUUGAAGGUGCUCUUGGUGGGAGAUAGUGAUGUCGGUAAACAUGAAAUAUUAUCUUGCCUUGAAGAUGCAUCUUCAGAAAGUCCAUUCUGCAGCGGAAACGCAUAUAAAACAACAACUAUACUUCUGGAAGGCAAGCGUGUUAAAUUACAAAUUUGGGAUACGUCUGGACAAGGUCGAUUUUGUACAAUUAUAAGAUCGUAUUCAAGAGGCGCCCAAGGAAUAAUUUUAGUUUAUGACAUUACGAAUAAGUGGAGUUUCGAUGGAAUUGACCGGUGGUUAAAAGAAGUAGAAGAGCAUGCUCCUGGCAUUCCAAAGGUAUUAGUAGGUAACAGAUUGCAUCUUGCCUUUAAAAGACAGGUUUUAGCUAAACAUGCAGAGCUUUAUGCUUCCCGGAACAAUAUGUCGUGCUUUGAGAUCUCUCCUCUUUGUGAUUUUAAUAUCAGAGAAUCGUUUUGCGAACUUGCUCGAAUGGCUCUGCACAGAAAUGGUAUGGAACGGAUAUGGCGAAACAAUAAAGUUUUGUCCUUGCAAGAGUUGUGCUGCCGAACGAUUGUUAGAUGCACGAGCGUAUAUGCCAUUGACUCGUUAGCUUUGCCAGCAUCUGUGAAGUCAACACUGAAGUCCUACGCACUUACAACGUCGCAAAGCAUUCACAAUAUCAAUUAUGGGUCCAGAGUUAAAUACCAAUGUAAAUACCCAUUGAGUAAUAAUCGAAAUAGUUGUACUAUUUCAUGAUUAGACAUGUGUAUAUAAUUAGUUUUAGAUUUUAUUUUCAACAUUUUUAAUUAGGUAUAUAUUAUGUAAUUUUGAAAAGCAACGAUUCUUGUUAAUAUAUUUAUUUUAAUGAUGCGUUUCUGUCGGGAAUAAACGAAGUUUACUAAAGAAAUAAAGAA
Messenger RNA from Anastrepha obliqua, 1088 nucleotides. RefSeq names its product ras-related protein Rab-40C (gene Rab40). Gene Ontology annotation, biological process: intracellular signal transduction; protein localization to plasma membrane. Gene Ontology annotation, molecular function: GTPase activity; GTP binding. Bases 172 to 930 code for a protein of 252 amino acids. The transcript is spliced from 5 exons. The record is from RefSeq and is a predicted model, not a curated record. Gene Ontology annotation, cellular component: plasma membrane; endosome; synaptic vesicle. Lineage: Eukaryota; Metazoa; Arthropoda; Insecta; Diptera; Tephritidae.